This is a messenger RNA of Schizosaccharomyces osmophilus, 2658 nucleotides long. It is a transcript of the gene emc1, whose product is annotated as ER membrane protein complex subunit Emc1. Bases 1 to 2658 code for a protein of 885 amino acids. Gene Ontology annotation, biological process: protein folding in endoplasmic reticulum. The record is from RefSeq and is a predicted model, not a curated record. NCBI's taxonomy places the organism in Eukaryota, Fungi, Ascomycota, Schizosaccharomycetes, Schizosaccharomycetales, Schizosaccharomycetaceae. The transcript has a single exon. Gene Ontology annotation, cellular component: EMC complex.
AUGACUCGGCCUUACUGGCCUUUGUAUUUUGUUCUUUUCUCAAUUUUUCUUCCUUGCUACCUUGCAGUCCUCAGAGAUGAAGCAGGUGUCCAUGAUUAUCGUAUUUCUCUUUUAGGCCGUUUAAAGGAUGUUAAGCUUGACGAGGAUAGUGAUUCCUUUCUAGUAUUAAGUGAACGUGGAUUAUUGUCACGCAUUGAUGCCAACAAAGGUGAUAUUAUCUGGCGCCAAGCCGUUGACGAGCAAACAGAAUCGGUUGUCCACAAGUCAAAAGGCCGUUAUGCCCUUACCAUUGGAAAUGAAGACUUAUUUGUGUGGAAUAAAGACACUGGAGUACUGGAAACUAAGUUGGACAUUUCCACUGCUAAAGGUGGUAGUCUAUAUGAAACGAAUGAAGGUUAUGUUUACCUCGUUCCUGGAUCAUCUACUCUCGAAAAGGUACUAUUUCAAGAAAAUAAUGCUACAGUAGUUGAGGUUUCCUUUGAUUUUCCUCUUAUGGCAAUGCUCAUAUAUUCCGAAAAAAAUUAUGUCUUGACCAAAGACCAGUCCGGUCACAAGGUGGUUCAAUUAAACGAAGAUUGGCAGCCUGUAGAAGAGAAAAUUAUUUCUGUUCCAGCUAAAUCCGAAAUUUUAGACGCAAAAGACGAUCUCGUUUUGUUUAGUUACCAGAACGCCGUACAUGCAAUUCGUCUGUCCCAUCCCGAGCGGUACCAUUUAUUAUUCACAGAUUAUUCCCUGAUAAACUGGGAACGCAUUUCGCAAGACGUUCCUGGAUACUCAUUUACCAUCGGUUCCGAUUCUUCUUUUGUUACAUGUGUCUUCACCUUUCAAGGGGAAGAAUUUGCUUUGGUAGAUGAAUUUUUGGAUGAAAGCGGAGUUUCCGUUUCUCACGGUUUCCAUGUUGAUGAUGGUCGUUUUCUGCGCACAACGGCUUCUUCCCAAACGAUAGUUUUUGACUCCCAGCAAAUUCUUGAAAUUCAAAAUUCAUUUUCUCGCCCUGUACACUUGUUUAAGUUGCUUCAGUCUCAAGCAAAUAUUUACCUCAUUGUCGUGUUAGAGGAUGGGACAAUCUUUUGUUAUUCUAACAACGUUCUUUUGUGGAAACGUGAGGAAGCAUUAGCUUACGCUGCCGAUGCUAUAUCCUUGCCUGUCAUCCUUGAGUCUUCGGAUUCUACUCCAGAAGACCAAGAAAAGGAGAGUGUAAUACCCUUCUUGCACUAUCUGAAAAACUUUAAGCAACUGUUUAAUAUUCGGCAGUUGCUUCCUCGACAUCACUCUUUAGACGCUGCUUUUAUGACGAACUUUCUAAUACCCACAUAUACCGGUAGUUUGUACUGUCUUUCUUCAGAUGUCAGCAGGAAGGACCGCAUAGUAUGGAAAAAGGAUUACUCUCAAGAAGCUAAAGAUGUAAAAUCUUGGUUGCUGAAGCCUGCAUCCAAUCACCAAGAGGCCUCCCUAAUCGCAUUGGUCUAUAUAUUUGAUGAUGGCUAUACUUUCAGAAUCCUAAGGUCAAACGAUGCCUCGGUCGUAUACGAGAAAACCGAGACUGGAGUUCCAGAUGAAUUUUUCUUCCUUGAUAAUUCAAAGGAGCAUUACAAAAAUUUAAUAUUUGCUCUGCAUGGAGACACUGUUUCUCCUCUAGGAGACGAAAUGGCCUUUGACCAUUUCCUUCAAAUGAAAUCUUCUGUUAUGUUUACUAGAGUUAAGGAUAACUCCUUGCAAGGAUUCCGCAUUCUUGAGGAUUAUAAAAUCACUGUAGAAUGGGAAUUUUCUUUUAAGGAUGAUGAAACGUUGCUUAACACAGUUCAGCGAAAUCCACAUGAGACUCUUGCUUCCAUCGGGCGUGUUUUGGCAGAUCGAAAAGUUAUGUAUAAAUAUUUGAACCCAAAUUUGAUGGCAGUCUUGACAUGUAAACGGGAUAUGCUAAUCGUCUAUAUUAUUGAUACAUUCAGUGGGGCUAUCCUUCAUCGUAACGAACAUUCCGAGGUAUUCGAUUUUGAAAAUGUAAGUGCAGUACUUUCCGAAAACUGGCUUGUAUAUUCUUACUGGAAUGCGGUUCCUUCUAUAUCUACCAAAAUUGUGGCAGUGGAACUGUUUGAGGGAGGUCAGCCAAACGUUAAGCACAAUAUCGACGUUGUUGAGAGUGGAAACAAUAAUUAUAUUCCUUCCGCUUUCACAAAGUCCUUCAAUAUUGAUCGUUUGAUAAAUGCAAUGGCAGUGACGACGACAAAUCAAGGUAUAACCUCUAGAGAUAUUUUGGUGUCUUUAUCUUCGAAUCAACUAGGAAUGAUUCCUCAGAGUAUUAUGUCUCCACUGAGACCGAUUCAUAAGCCAAACGAAAAGCCACAACCAUCUUCUUUCGUACCAUAUGAACCAGUAAUGACAAUCUUUGACGAUCGGAUUCUCUCGUAUGACCAACGACUAUAUGGUAUCAAAAAAAUGAUUUCUGAGCCUUCUACUUUUGAAAGCACAACUCUUGUUUUAGCUUUGGGAUUAGACAUAUUUUUUACGAGAACAGCACCAAGUAUGCCAUUCGACAUGCUCAGUUCUUAUUUUGAUAAGAAACAAUUGGUACUGACCGCUCUCGGAAUUUUGUUUACCGUUCUAAUAACUAGACCUAUGGUCAAGAGAAAGCAGUUAAAUGCGAAAUGGUAUAAUUAA